Molecule: messenger RNA, 2985 nt
Organism: Amphiprion ocellaris (clown anemonefish)
Lineage: Eukaryota; Metazoa; Chordata; Actinopteri; Pomacentridae
Gene: dlat
Product: dihydrolipoamide S-acetyltransferase (E2 component of pyruvate dehydrogenase complex)
Exons: 14
Coding region: 158-2083 (641 amino acids)
Biological process (GO): pyruvate decarboxylation to acetyl-CoA
Cellular component (GO): pyruvate dehydrogenase complex
Molecular function (GO): dihydrolipoyllysine-residue acetyltransferase activity
Source: RefSeq, a predicted model, not a curated record
CGUUGUGUUUUGGACGGGAGGAGGUCAUUAGAAAGUGAGCAGUGAUCUCGGUCAGGCUUUUGGGGCACAGAGACACUCGGUGCCAGCGUAUGUCCGAUGCCGGUGUGAGGCAGAUCCAUAAUUGAACAUCUCCGUAUAGUGUUACAACCGCUGCGACAUGCUUCGUCUUAUCCUGCGGCUCAGGCCGGCCUCCGGGCUCCCCUGUCCCCGUGCCCUCCCUGCCGGGCCUGCUGCGCUCGGCUGCCGCUCCGUGCGCGGAACCGGUUGCGUGAGGCGGCUGCACUCCGGAGCGGGGUCCCGGGCCGUGUAUGUGGGCUCCGGCUUCGGCCACAGAGCGACUUUCCUGCGGUGUCCCCAGCUGGCAGGCGGCUGUCAGAGCAAACGUUUCUACAGUCUGCCGCCGCACCAGAAGGUGGAGCUUCCUGCACUGUCACCCACCAUGCAGACAGGAACGAUCGCUCGCUGGGAGAAGAAGGAGGGAGAUAAAAUUGCUGAGGGUGAUCUCAUAGCUGAGGUAGAGACGGACAAGGCCACUGUAGGUUUUGAGAUGUUGGAGGAGUGCUAUCUGGCAAAGAUUCUCGUUCCUGAAGGGACCAGAGAUGUCAAUGUUGGAUCAGUUAUCUGCAUCACGGUUGACAACCCGGACCUGAUCUCUGCCUUUAAGGAUGUAACGUUGGACUCAAUCAAAUCUGCUGGAGACACUCCUUCCCCUGCUGCCUCCACUCCUCCUCCUGCUGCUGCUGCUCCUCCUGCAGCCCCAGGCAGCUCUUACCCCACACACAUGAAGAUCACACUUCCUGCUCUGUCUCCCACCAUGACGAUGGGAACAGUGCAGCGCUGGGAGAAAAAGGUUGGAGAGAAGCUGAGUGAAGGAGAUCUUCUGGCUGAGAUUGAAACUGACAAGGCAACCAUCGGCUUUGAGGUGCAGGAGGAGGGAUAUUUGGCUAAAAUUAUGGUGGCAGAGGGAACUCGAGAUGUUCCCCUGGGAACGCCACUCUGCAUCAUUGUCGAGAAGGAAAGCGACAUUGCUGCCUUCAAGGACUAUGUAGAGACUGGGGUGGCUGAGGUUUCCACACCACCUCCACCUCCAGCUCCAGCACCGGUUGCAGCUCCAGCUGCUGCAGCCCCAAGUCCUGCUCCAGCAGCUGCUGCCCCAGCAGCACCCAGGAAAGGCCGUGUGUUCGCCAGCCCGCUUGCCAAGAAACUGGCUGCUGACAAAGGCAUUGACCUGGCGCAGGUCAGCGGGUCUGGUCCUGAUGGACGUAUCACCCGGAAAGAUAUUGAGAGCUUUGUUCCAGCAAAGGCUGCCCCUGCUGUAGCUGCUGCUCCCACUCCAGCUGCUGCUCCAUCUGCUGCUACACCUGCUGCAGCUGCUGCAGCACCAGCUGGUACCUUCACUGACAUCCCUAUCAGCAACAUCCGCAAGGUCAUCGCUCAGAGGUUGAUGCAGUCCAAGCAAACCAUCCCCCACUAUUACCUAUCUUUAGAUGUCAACAUGGACCAAGUGCUCGAGCUUCGAAAAGAGCUAAAUGAGGAGGUGAAAGCCCAGAAUAUCAAACUUAGUGUGAAUGACUUCAUCAUCAAAGCCAGCGCUCUGGCCUGCCUCAAGGUUCCCGAGUGCAACUCCUCUUGGUUGGACACAGUCAUUCGUCAGAAUCAUGUGGUGGAUGUGAGCGUAGCAGUGAGCACAGCCAGCGGUCUCAUCACGCCCAUAGUGUUUAACGCCCACACCAAAGGACUGGCUGCCAUCAGCUCCGAUGUGUCUGCUCUCGCUGCCAAAGCCAGAGAAGGCAAGCUGCAGCCUCAUGAGUUCCAGGGAGGGACAUUCACAAUCUCCAAUUUAGGGAUGUUUGGCAUCAAGAACUUCUCAGCGAUCAUCAACCCUCCUCAGGCCUGUAUCCUCGCUGUCGGAGGCUCAGAGAAACGGCUGAUGCCUGCUGACAAUGAGAAAGGGUUCGACGUGGCCAGCAUGAUGUCGGUGACGCUGAGCUGCGACCACAGGGUGGUGGACGGAGCGGUCGGUGCGCAGUGGCUCGCAGAGUUCCGCAAGUUCCUGGAGAAACCCGUCACUAUGCUGUUGUGAUCAGACUGUACUGCUGUUAAGAUGCAGCAACAGGCAGAGGCCUCUCACUGAAGUGAUCUGAUUGGUCUCAUCUGGUGUGGAUCCUCCUGUGAUUGGCCGACCUGCCACCAGGUCACUCCCAGUUACCCUGAAAGAGAGGAGGCAGAACUCACUCCGCUUAGCUGUCUGUCUCGCUGCCUCUCCUUUCUGUCUUUCUUUCCUCUUGCUCUGUCUCACUCAUGCCAUUUAUUGUGGCCCCAUUUCAUGAAAGACCAGAAUUAGGUAUAAUUUACCCUAGAAUAGAUUGGCAACAUGUCACUAAAACAACGAUAAUGCUUUACAAAGGGAAGUGUUACACGCCAAACCAGUGAGCACAUUGAUCCCAUACCGUGUGUGCGUGUGUGUGUGUGUGUGUGUGUGUGUGUAUAUUUCUACACACUUGAAUCUGUCAUUUUGUGUGAAGUUGAUAAAUACGACGCCGCUGUUGUGGAUUAGGAUUUUUGCUUGCUUGCAAGACAAGAUGAAGGAGCUGAAUGUAAGUUAAAGUUGAGAUACACACAGUCCAGAUGUAGAUGCACACACACACACCUCCCUGUUCAGUGGCCACACACAAUUGAAAUAUUUAGCGUGUUUUCUGUGGAUUGAUGAUACAGUGUGUAUAUUCUUCACUGUGAAUGGACACAGUGCUGUACAUAUUUAUGGCGGUGAGCUGUUUGGUUGAAAUAACCAAGCUCAGGAAAUGUAAUAACUGUAUAGUCCUGAUUGAUAACAGACGCUCUCAAAGGAAAUACUCAACGGUUUUGCCAAUUCUCUCUUCAGUGGGGAUGUUUUACCUUCUAGUCUUGGGAAUCUUCUGUAUCUCACAGCUGAUAUGCACAAAGCUGGUGUUGGAUGUUAUCUGAAUAAAUUGGGAGUCAACCUUG